Molecule: messenger RNA, 732 nt
Organism: Ostrea edulis (European flat oyster)
Lineage: Eukaryota; Metazoa; Mollusca; Bivalvia; Ostreida; Ostreidae
Product: interferon-induced protein 44-like
Exons: 5
Coding region: 1-732 (243 amino acids)
Source: RefSeq, a predicted model, not a curated record
AUGGAGAAAAAUUUCCCCUGGAAACGAGAGUUUGAGGACGAGCUUCUUUCAGAGAUCAACAAAAUCACACCAGUUGGUGGAAUCAAUUACUUCAAUAUUUUGCUUCUUGGACCAGCUGCCGCUGGAAAAUCGUCAUUCUUCAAUACAUGUAGUACUGCCUUAAUGGAUGAAAACAGAUUGAUGGGAAACAAUCAAGUUUACCAGGGUGCUUCCAAGACUGUAUCAACAUCUGUUGAAGCAAUUCCGAUGAGAACAAAGGAUGGACAGGUCCUACCAGUACGGUUAUUUGAUUGCAGAGGACUUAAUAUGGUUCAUGGAGUACCCACUGAGGAUAUAAGAAUGAUUAUCCAAGGUCAUGUGAAAAGUGGAUACAAUUUGACAGAUGAAGAGACUGAGAGACAAUUAAAACACGUCCGAGAAACACUAGCCAUUCAACAUUUGCCGCAACUGGUUCUUUUCACCAAUAUUGACAAGAUCAGAAUUUCAAAUACGAAUAAGUUAAGGGACAUCUUCAGAAGUCAGGGAGUAAAAGAUACAUGCAACAAAGCUGCCGAAUACAUGCAAAUUCCAUUAAUGAACGUUUUACCGAUGUCAAAUUACCAUGAGGAAAAUCUGCCUACCUUGGAGAAAGACAUUCUAGCGCUCUUCUAUCUACUGACCAUGAUGCAAAGAGUACGUGAUUACAUAAAACGCAUAACCCAAGAUGACGUCCCAGAUGAUUUUUACGAUUAG